CCCCCGCUCCUGUGGAAGGUCAACAACAUUAUUAUCAGAGUGUCACAGCCACUGAGUUGCGAAGCUAAGAGAAAUAGAGCUUUAAAGCAUCUAUUCAUUUCCUCGCUGAUAGGCGUGUAGAGGAUUGGCCUUCUCUGCCACUUCUGCGAAACACCAGGCUGCUGCCACUGCGUCUUCUAGAUGUUCCGUGUCCCUAGUCGAGGGGGCAGCAGAGACCCCCUACUCCCUCAUAGUGGGAAUGGGCGGAGCGGAGGGGGGGGCUUGUACGGCAGGGCCAGGUCAAGCCCGAAGGCAGCUUUGUCCAAGUCUUUUAUUGCAACGAUGGUGUGGGCAUUGUUGAGCAUGUCGAUGAUCUUUGGAGGAUGGGUGUAUUGCUCCAGAAAGAUGGAGUCAACGUGGGUGCUUUGUGAGCCCGGAGGUUGCAAGAUUGAGGACCUAAGGGCGGGGGAGACAACGGUGCUCAUGAUCCCGAGGCACAAGAUGGUGAGAGGAGAGCUGGUCCGAGUGAAGAAUGGAGAGGUAGUGGACCCUGUCAAGCUCAGGAGAUCGGCGCAGAGAAAACUCGGCCAUUCCUACAACGUGGUCUACCUCGAGCCAGACUCGGAAGACGAUGAUGACGAAUCGUACGACAGUUUCGAGGACGACGACGAUAGCUACGACAGCUACGAUGGUGACGACGACUCCUCAGAAGAAGACGAUGACGAGGACGACUACGACAUGGCCGUGAUGGCACAAAGAGCGAAAGAGCGACUGGAGAACGCGAUACCGCCCGCGGGAGGACCCUCGGGCGCCAAGGCCGCUAUGGCAAGUUUCCCUAAUCGCUAUGCGGCGGAGGCCAGGAGAGAAGCUGAACUCGUACGGAAGGACGCGCAGAGGGCUAAGUGGGCGAAGGACAGAGAGGAACGAGGAUUGCCCCCGAUCAAAGAGCCGGAUGAACAGCAGCGGCAAAAGGCGACGGCAGCAAGGGGAGGCGAUUUCGACGACGAGGAGCGGUUUCCCGGUGACGCCGCCACCAUGCGCGAGAAAAAUCGCCGGGAGAUUCGGAACAUGGAGGAAGCCCGAGGCAUGACCGCGGAGGAGCAUCGCGAACUCAGCCAGCAGGCCUUCGAAGAGGCAGCCAAGGCACACAAGGAAAUGCAACGCCGGGACCAACAGAUGCGACAGAUGGGCAACAAUCUGCACUACCGCGCCAAGCCUCAACCUGACACCGACAACAACAACAAGAAGCUGUCCCCAGAUGAUCCCGACAACAACCCACCUGCGGCAGGGCGUCCUCCGCUGGAGCGUGGACAGGCACAGAAGGACCUUGACGUAAACGAGGGGAGAGCGGGAGGAGGUGGCGCAGCAGCGAGCGAGGAUGAGCUGAGAAAAGGCGGAGGAAGGAGCAUAUCCUCAGUGGGAGGGCUGGAAGAGUUCGACAACCGGGAAAGGCGGCGGCUCUCUCCUUCCCCUCCAGACCAAGAAAAGGGGGAAGAGGAAGAGGAAGAGGAAGAGGACGACCAAGGUCUGGAUGAAGGCGGUCGCCUCGAUGGCUUCGGCGAUGUGGUGCAGCAUGUGGGGGCGGCAGGGUCAAGGAGGAAGCUGCUCAGCCGGAAGAAUCCAGUGAAGCAAGUGGUCCCCAAGCCGUCCAAGCCGACGAAGGAGGAGCUAGCCGAAGAUGCCUCCAAGAGUCGCGAGACGCACAGACAGGGGCACGGCCACCACCAAAAGAGGGCCAGGAAGGUUGCACAGCCGACGGGGCCGGAGGAGAGAGCGGAUGGGUCUCUCGAUGGAGAACCGAGGCCGAAGACGAAACACCAUCACAAGGCCUUUCACCACAAGGAAGACGUCCCUCAGGCGGAUCGACACCACGUGCACCCCGGGUUCCACCACAGGCCGGGAGACAAGAAGAUUGAGCACGGCUGGAGACACCAGCACCGGCAGUGGCAUCAUCGCGAAGAGCUGAAGAAGCUGGGGACCCCCUUCAGCCUGGGACGCACCGUCGCCAGGAAGCGCAAGGAGGCCAUCGACAACUACGUCAGCAGGCGGGUUUCCACUCUGGACUUUACCGACUCGAAGAAGUGGAGAGCAGGGGGACUUUGGCUAAUCAUCGUGGGUUGCAUGUCUAUCGCCUUCUGUAUCGUUAUCGGAAACUUCCAGCCCAGGCCACUCAAAAAAAUGUCGUGAUCUACAAGAUCUACGAGGUCCACGGUACUGCUGCAUGGCAUACGUUAUGCACGACUCGGCUCCCACGUUGGUAUCUCUGAGAACCAGCAGAACGACAGGGAGCGGGGGGCGCAGCCAAAAGGGAUUCGAGAAGGAGAAAAAGAAAGAAAAUCACAGGCACGGAGACACAAGAGGCCUGGCUGGCCGUCAGGACAAAUCACAUCCUGCCUUUUCUUCCGUCACUCAGUCCUGCUUUGUUUCCUUUCCAGCGUCGCCCCCCUAGAAGUGGUAAAAUAGUGUUUGUUGUGUGGUUAUUUGUGAGGGUCUUACGCCCCUCCACUGCCGUGCCGUGCCGUGCUGUCACGCUGUAGCCCGCGAAACCCAAAUCACCUUCGACUGUGGGAUAGUAUCCCUUGAAUGCGUACAAACGUUUAGUCUCUCUUCGAUUGUAUGUGUAUUUGCUAAAGCUGGGGCUUGUGGAACACAGCGGGAAUUCGAAAGAUAAACCCCUCGACGUUAUUGACAAGUAACUGUAAGCCAGCACCGCACCGGGAGGAUUGGAACUGUAUUGGCGUGGUGUGUAGGGGAUCGGGAGUAGACUCUUGAGUGGUGGGGCGUGGCCGAGGCUGGAGGCGUUGCAACGGUUUCAUGUUUGAUGACAUGCUCUUCCUCCACGAUCGCUGUGACUGGCCGACCUCUCACUCUUCGUCACCACCGUCUUCUGCCUUCCUUACCGUGAGAGUGGUGCUUCAAGAGGCACGCGUUUUGAUCGGGUGCCGAGCAAUCUCGUUAUCGUAGGUUGCAUGUACGUAAGGUACCACACUCCCUGCAACGAUGGUUCAAGGUCGACUACUUUUCAAUAAUAGCAGUGUGAUCGCGCCCAAGAAUUCGGCGUUGGAGCCGCCUCGUCGCGAACUUUUCGAAGACGCCUCACAUGAUUUGUACAUCUGGUCGUGGACGAAUCGAUCUAGGAGGUGUAGCCGGCACAGACCUGCACGGAACCCACGUGCCGUGCAGGUGUUGAGGUGGGAGGUCAGGGACGAGGAUAUGCAUCUCAGCAAGGUAGGUGUAGCAGAUUCAUCGAGUAAAAGAUAGUGGCGGUUACAGAAGGUCUUCAGUCCACCAAGUAUCGUAGGUGUAGGGAUUAUUUAUUAUGCGUGGGAAAGACGGGUAAAGAAAGGUCGUUCAGGGAAGGAGGAGGAUUUCUUGUGGAAUGCUGGCGGUGGAAACGUCGGCGACUACAUGUGGGUCACUUCCCUUUUCUGUUUUGGGCAUGUAUGCGCCCAGCUGUUGUACGUUUGGGCUAUCUUUCGGUUGGUCUUUGUGCAGCAUUUGUGUGUGAGAACUCGCGUCAUGCGUUCGUGCGCAUGUUACUGUUGUUUUCUCUGGUAUUGACAGUUUAUUUUUUAUGCAUGCUACAUCAUGUGUGACUGUUCUCUCUGUUAUUCGUCUUCGAAGUGUCUGUGCUUCACGAGUGUCGGUUCUCAAUUCUUCAGUAAUUCAACCAGCUGUGCGAU
Molecule: messenger RNA, 3662 nt
Organism: Ectocarpus sp. CCAP 1310/34
Lineage: Eukaryota; Phaeophyceae; Ectocarpales; Ectocarpaceae
Source: the annotation of a GenBank genome assembly